GGGCGGAGGAGCCGCGCCAUGGGCGGCGCCAUCUUAGGGCUGACGGCAGCCGCCCGCGACCGCGCGGUGCCUCCGCCCGCCCCGCCGCGGCCAUGGGGGCCAGGGAGCCCUGCCGGCGGCUGGAGGCGGUGCUCGGGGCUCUCUACGACCUGGGUGAGGAGCCCGGCGAUGGGGGCGAGGAGGUGGAGGAGGAGAGCAAGGAGCCGGCAGCACCAGCAGUAGCAGGAGGAGGAGGAGGAGGAGGAAGAGCGGCGGGGGGGCAGCGGGGUGCUCGAGGCUUCUUCGAGGGGCUGCGGGAGGAGCUCCGCAACGCCGCCCCCCCGCCCGCCGCCCCGCAGCCCGUGGAGGUGGUGCUGUUCCGCGGGGGCAAGCGGCGGCCGCCACCACCCCACGGCGGCCCACAGGCCAAAGCAGUGGCUGAAAAGAAGACCGUGAACGAGCAGGAAUUUAACUUUGAAAAAGCUCGCUUGGAAGUGCACAAGUUUGGGAUCACUGGCUAUCAGAAGCAAGAGCAGCGUUUAUGGGAACGGGAACGGGCCAUCAUGCUGGGAGCCAAGCCCCCCAAAAAGCAACACAUCAACUACAAGGAAUAUCAAGAGAAAAUGAAAGAGAAAAAAGCAGCGAAGGAAGACGAUAAGGGAAAGGAACACAAAGGAGAUUCUCUGAAGAAGAAGAAGAAGAAAGACCUGAAGGAGAGGAAGGCCAAAAGGAAGAAAUCAGUGCCUAGCAUUUGGGCUGCUGGACAAGUCGGAAAAUUCAGAGAUGGAACCUUGAUUCUACAAAGUGGUGACAUAAAGAAAAUUAAAUCAUCUAAAGUUGUCAAAUGAGCUUACGAUACAAAAGGAGAUGGACAAAAGCCAUAAGACAGAAUUCACACUGCCACCAAAACAUAGCCCCUUGCCCUGUUAACCAUGUUGUAAUUCUUGUACCUUAUUUUUUGUUGCAGGUUUUUCUAUCUUCCAUUUGUUCUUCAGGGGAAUAUGAGAAUUUACCAUUUUGUAAAUAAAAAUAAGACUUUAAUAAUUAA
This is a messenger RNA of Anas platyrhynchos (mallard), 1027 nucleotides long. It is a transcript of the gene FSAF1, whose product is annotated as 40S small subunit processome assembly factor 1. The record is from RefSeq and is a predicted model, not a curated record. NCBI's taxonomy places the organism in Eukaryota, Metazoa, Chordata, Aves, Anseriformes, Anatidae.